CCCCCCUGAAGAGAAACCAUGGCGAACCCAGAGAGCCGCUCUCAGCCUCCGGACGGCGGUUGGGGCUGGAUGGUGGUUCUGGCCGGGUUCAUCGUCAGCGGCUGCACGAUCGGAACUUACCGCUCCCUCGGGGUCUUCUUCCUGACGUUCAGCCAACAGUUUCAGGCCAGCUCCGCGGAGACGGCGUGGAUAACCUCUAUCCUGAUCUUCGUCACGGCUUUCCUAUCUCCGGUUGGCACUGCCCUGGCGAGCACCAUAGGUUUCCGCCCGACCAUCAUGUUGGGAGGGGUGCUCACAGCUGCCGGCUACAUCGUCAGCGGUUUUGCGACCCGCAUGUUUCACUUGUACUUGGGAAUUGGAUGUCUGACAGGCCUUGGAUAUGCCCUAAGUCUUAGCCCUGCUGUAGCGAUUGUCGGGCAGUAUUUCACCAGAAGACGAGCCAUGGCCACAAGCUUGCUGAUGCUGGGCUCAAGUGUCGCAUCCAUGGCGUUCCCGCCACUUUUCCAGUACCUGAUGGACGAGUAUGGUUGGAAGGGCGCCCUGCUCAUUAUUGGCGGCAUUAUGCUGAAUAUAGUGGUAGCAGGAGCCUUGAUCAGACCUCUCGAGGCUUACAGAGACAGGAAGGUCGAAAAUAGCCUCGGAAACAGCAGAGUCAACGAGUCAGACAUGGAACUGGAAACCGGAAAUGGAAAGAAAUGUUUCACAGAUGCAGCGAACUUUCUAAAAGAGUUUUGGGCACAGAUGAACUUUAAAGUGAUCCUGAUACCUUCCGUGGCCCUGUUCUUGGCGUCCUUGUUUAUAAAGGAGUUCGUUAUCAACGUGCCAGGGCUGUACAUCAUCCCUCGCGCCAAGCAGCUGCAGAUCGAGGACUACGCGGCGGCGUCCCUUCUCACAGUAAGUUCAAUCGCGGACAUGGUCAGUCGGUUAGCAGUCGGGGCCAUCCCGGACAACUCACGGUUCAGCCGGUUUGACCAGUACGGACUGAGUCUGUGCCUGUUGGGCGUCUCCAACCUCCUGUUUCCGCUCGCCAAGACGUACCCGGCGCUCGUGGCGUACGCUAUCGCAAACGGGGCGUUCUACGGAGCGUUUCUUCCGAUGACAGCAACUUGCGUGGCCGACCUGGUGGGCCCAGAGCGUCUUCCAAGUGCGCUCGGCAUUCUGGCGUCAAUACAGGGGUUUGCAUCGCUGGCUGGGCCACCGUUUGCAGGCUGGCUGUUCGACGAGACCCAAAGUUACGACGCCACGUUCCUCCAAGCCGGCGCCGGUUUCCUGCUGGCCGGGCUCUUGCCGUUCCUCCUGCGGCUCAGGAAGAAACGGCCGGCGGACACGACGGAGGAGCCGGCGGACUCGCCACAAACAGUGAGGGGGAACUUUGAGAAUGAGACUUUAUUGGUACCAGAACGUGAAACCACUGUGUGAUCUUCUUUCGGACGUUUGAUCAUUGUUGGAAUUCAGAAGAGCAGUGAACCACAAUUAAAAAAAAUGUUAUCACAAACAUAUAUAGCACAAUGUGAUUUAUUUUCCACCAUAGCUUAUUGCGCUAUUUAAUGUGCCAAAAGGAACCAAUGACCAGGGACUGACAAGAGAUAACAAAUUCUUGAUGACAUAUGACUUUUCUAACCACAUCCUAUUUGGUAUGGAUGUAAAUGUGUUCUAUAGUUCCAAUGACACAGACCAGUACAUGCAAUUACGAGUGCUGAGAAAGCAGUCUAUGCAAAGUGUGUGAAAUUUAAGAAUGUUGAAUGGCGAUUCGUUGAUCCUUCCACUGCACGAAAAGUUGGACUUACCAAUGGUAGUAAAUGCCAGUUAAGUUGGGUAAUGUUUACUUUCUAAAGAGCAUCGAACUUUACAAUGGUAGUAAAGGAAAUUAAUGCAGUGUUCUGCCGGAGGGAGUUGAGACUAACUGUCGUCAUCGCGCGCAGAAGCCAGUACUUAAUCUCUUAGCAGAUCUUAACAGACAAGACACCAUCAAAUUAUGCCGUUUAAACUGUAAUUUCCAACACAAAGAAUUGGACUUACCCGCACAUUUUUGUGGUACAACUCCAGUCUUUGGAAAGGAAUGAGAAAUCCACCGCUUCCGUGACGUCACGCUAUGCAGAUUGCUCAUUCCCUGACUGAAUUCGUAUAGUCGAAACUUUGGUUCAGUGCAAUUCUUUGUGUUGGAAAUUACGGUUCAAACUUGUUUGCUUGUGUGUUUAUUGUUUAUUAACCAGAGAAACAUAUCGCCCAGGAGGGCGGUUUUCAAUGCACCCUGGGGGGCAAAACCCCAAACACAAUAAAAUAAUAACAA
Branchiostoma belcheri (Belcher's lancelet) is the source of this 2290-nucleotide messenger RNA. RefSeq names its product monocarboxylate transporter 13-like. The record is from RefSeq and is a predicted model, not a curated record. The transcript is spliced from 4 exons. NCBI's taxonomy places the organism in Eukaryota, Metazoa, Chordata, Leptocardii, Amphioxiformes, Branchiostomatidae. Gene Ontology annotation, molecular function: monocarboxylic acid transmembrane transporter activity. Gene Ontology annotation, biological process: monocarboxylic acid transport; transmembrane transport. Bases 19 to 1419 code for a protein of 466 amino acids.